AUGUCAAAUCGAGUAUGGGCGGCUUCGGUAAGCCUCCUGAUAUUUUUUGGCACAUUGUCGAUGCCAGUGCAAUCUCGUCCGGUGUUCUCCACUUCUGAACCAUCAGUUUCCGAAAUCGAACCAUCUGAUGCUCCUUUACCCCAACCAGCAGCAAAUGCACCAGCAAAACCUGAAGAUGUACAUUUAUCAAGUGUCAAAGUGUCUGGUAUGCGUUUAGAAUCAAAUGUCGGAGUCAAAGAAAAUAUUGUCUUGGGACAUAACAGAAAACAUAAUGUGGUUAUCGUUCCCAAUAAAGAAGUACGUGUUGUUUUGUUUGGAAUGAACUUCCAAGAUAUCGGAGCUCUCACUUUCACAGCUGAUGGAACUUGUAAAGACAUGGAACAUUUCUUUGAGGCAGACUUCUCAUCAAUGACUACUACUCGUUUGGUAGUAGAGAUGAUUUUCCCAAAAACAUCAGCAGAGACCACAACUUUCAAACUUUGUGUGUCGGAAAAGUUCUACUCCGCACCGCAAUUUGCAAUCGUUGAAGAUCCUUUCACUACUGUAACCACUGAGAUCCCUCCAACAGAAAAUGCAAUGCCCAUGUGGUUGGCGAUUAUCUGUUUGAUGAUUCUUCUUGGUUUCUCCGGGUUGUUCUCUGGACUCAACUUGGGUCUGAUGACACUCUCACCAUAUGAGCUGCAACUUUAUAUUGCCAGUGGAACGGAAGACGAAAAACGAUACGCUGCUAAGAUAUUGCCCAUCAGAAAAAAAGGAAACCAACUUUUGUGUACUCUACUCAUUGGUAAUGUCAUUGUCAACGUCGGAGUUUCUAUGUUGAUGGAUAUCAUUGUGGGAACUGGUUUAUUUGUACUUAUUGGUGCAACUGCUGCAAUCGUUGUAUUCGGAGAAAUUAUUCCACAGGCAGUUUGUGUCAAACUCGGGUUACCAAUUGGAGCAACAACAAUACCUAUAACACAAGUGCUUCUUUUCUUAAUGUGGCCUUUGACCUGGCCCAUAUCCAAGAUUCUCGACAUGUUCCUGAAAGAAGAGCUUACGCGGUCAUUGGAGCGAAACAAGCUUGUUGAAAUGCUGAAAUUAUCGGAGAAAAGCGUCAUCGGAGGUCAAUCCGAUGAGUUUAAGAUUGUGUUGGGUGCUCUGGAAUUGUACGAUAAAACAGUCGCUCACGCCAUGACUCGCUACGAAGAUAUCUUCAUGCUUCCGGAUACUUUGAAUCUUAGUGCAGAUAUGGUUACUCAGAUUUUGGAUAUGGGAUACACUAGAAUUCCAAUUUUUGAAAACAAGGGAUUGGGAAGUAAUGAUGAUGACAUCAAAAACGUAAUUGCUCUCCUUUUCGUAAAAGAUCUUGCACUUCUGGAUCCAGCUGAUAGUCACAAUGUGAUGAAGAUAGCAUCUAUUUAUAACCAUGAAGUUAGACGUGUUUUGGAGGAUAUGCCUCUUCGCACAAUGCUUGAAGAGUUCAAACGGGGAGAAUAUCACAUGGCGUUAGUGGAGCGUCUCGUUGAGCAAGAAGAUAAAGAUCCGAUUUAUGAGCUGUGUGGAUUGAUUACUCUUGAGGACAUUAUAGAGGAAAUCAUUCAAUGUGAGAUCAUCGAUGAAACAGAUGCUGUGUGUGACAAUGUGCACAGAAAGAAGAGACAACGGAAGAAGAACCAUGAUAUGAGCCAAAUUGUGAACACAGCCCACGCAAAAUGUGCCAUUAACAUUCAAAUGUUAGCUGUGACGAUUCAAGUAAUGAGUACGUGUCACAGAAUAUUCGGACCAAACUUCAUUCUCCCAACCAUUCUCGAGAAGUUGAUCCGAAAAAACUGCAAAAAGGUUGAAACGACGCAGUUCUCGUGUCUCAAGGAACUAGGUCUUGUCCAACCGAAGCCAGCCGUCCUUUACAAAAAAGGAGAGUUCAGCAACAAAUUCAUCAUGAUUCUGAGUGGGCGUGCUGUUGUGACAAUUGGAAAAGAAGAAAUGAGGCUGGAAGCGGGUGCAUGGCAUAGUUUUGGAACGGAGGUUCUUGAUGCAAUGGCGGAGGCAAUUGAGAGAUCCUUAACUCAAACAACUACUAGUAGAUCAACAAUGUCAUUGAACACGGAAAUCACCAACAAUACAAUCGGAUUUGUGCCAGAUUUCGACACUGUUAUUUUGUACGAAUGCAUCUUCUGUGAAUUCAGUGCAUCUGAUUUACUUCUUGCUUUCAAUUCGUCUCAAAUAAUGCAAAACAACUCUAAAGUACAAGUGGUCCGUUCUAAUUCUCGUACCAGUUUGAUUGAAGAAAUUCCAAAGGAUCCUGCAACACCAAUUCGCAAUGGAAGUGUAAAACAUCGGACUGUCAGUGAAGGCGAAACUGUCAAAUUAAUACCAAAGAAUAUGCAGUGUCGUUUCAAUAAAGAAGACCACGAAGAAGAAGAAGAUGAGCAAGAAGAAGAAGAAGAAGAAUAG
This is a messenger RNA of Caenorhabditis remanei, 2433 nucleotides long. RefSeq lists its product as uncharacterized. Lineage: Eukaryota; Metazoa; Nematoda; Chromadorea; Rhabditida; Rhabditidae. The record is from RefSeq and is a predicted model, not a curated record. Gene Ontology annotation, cellular component: plasma membrane. The transcript is spliced from 14 exons. Gene Ontology annotation, biological process: magnesium ion homeostasis; transport. Bases 1 to 2433 code for a protein of 810 amino acids. Gene Ontology annotation, molecular function: transmembrane transporter activity.